Messenger RNA from Anas platyrhynchos (mallard), 3175 nucleotides. RefSeq names its product PHD finger protein 13 (gene PHF13). Gene Ontology annotation, molecular function: chromatin binding. Gene Ontology annotation, biological process: mitotic chromosome condensation. Gene Ontology annotation, cellular component: nucleus. The record is from RefSeq and is a predicted model, not a curated record. Lineage: Eukaryota; Metazoa; Chordata; Aves; Anseriformes; Anatidae.
CGGUACCGAGCGGUUCGCGGGGCUCGGCGCUGCCCCCCCCCCCCCCUCACAACCCCCCCCUCACGACCCCGCCGCCGCCGCCACCCGCCCCGCGGGGCCAUGGACUCGGACUCGUGCGCCUCGCCGUUCGCCCCGGAGGAUUUCUCCCCCGCGUCCCGGCGGCACCGCACCGUGGAGGACUUCAACAAGUUCUGCACCUUCGUCCUGGCCUACGCCGGCUACAUCCCGUACCCGCAGGAGGAAACGCCGCUGAGGAACAGCCCCAGCCCUCCCAACAGCACCGGAGGCACGAUCGACAGCGAUAGCUGGGAUCCCCGCUUCAACGACGCCCCCUCUUCGGUUUCCCUUCCUGCCAAGAACAGAAAGAACUUCAGUCAGCUGAAGCGAGCUAAACCCUAUGGCUCCCUGUUCCAGCGGGCAAAGCCCGGCAGCUUCCUGCCGGAGCGGAAGCAAGUCGAUAAGAUCAGGAAGAAGAAAAAGCUGAAGAGAAGGGAAAUGGAGGUGUCUGCGGAGGAAGACUACGAGGAGAAGCUGCUGGAGCUGGAGGCAGAGGACUCUUUUGUAGAGACGCCGAUGAGCCCCUCGUCUGAGGGCGACCCUCAGUCUGUGACUGAGCACAGCUCGGUGUGGGACUCUGACACGCCGUCCAGCGUCUCCUACCCUGCCGUGACGGCCGAGCAGACGGUGGAGAUACAGAGUGUGGGCAAGAGAACGGUCAUUCGCCAGGGCAAGCAGGUUGUCUUUCGGGAUGAGGACGGCACUGGUGAUGACGAGGACAUCAUGGUGGAUUCAGACGAUGACUCGUGGGACCUCGUCACCUGCUUCUGCAUGAAACCUUUUGCCGGGCGGCCGAUGAUCGAGUGUAACGAGUGCCACACCUGGAUCCACCUCUCCUGCGCCAAGAUCCGCAAGUCGAACGUCCCAGAGGUGUACAUAUGCCAGAAGUGCCGGGACUCCAAGUUUGACAUUCGCCGCUCGAACCGCUCCCGGACGGGCUCGCGCAGGCGCUUUCUGGACUAGGCAGGGGACGCGCGCUGGCGCGCUGCGUGGGCGGGCAGGCGAGCCGUGCAAAGCACAGGCGCCGGCCGGGAGCUGGGGAGAGCUCCCCCGAACUGCUGCUGCUCAGGCCAAGGGGCCGCCCAGCCUGCCUGCGGCACCGGGGCUGGGGUCUCCCAGAGCUGUGGACGGCCGGGGCUGGAGGAAGCAGACUGGUCAGAACUGCUGCUAAGUACUGAGGAGCUCAAGGGACAGCUGGAGCUCCCUGGGGUUCGGCGGGGUUUUGUCCAGUUACAGCUAUGGGUUGGAUGAUGUUUUGGGAAUGUAUAAUACCUUUGCCACGUAUUUUUUCUCAUCCCAUUGGGAAACUGCAAAACUUCUCUGUGCUAGGAAACUCAUCCUCUGAAGAGGGAGGAGGAGGAAGAGGGAAUCUGUGUGAAGAGUCUGAAAAGUAAAUGGCCACGUGUUCUAAUUUUAAUGUAACGUUAUACCUGCCCGUUUGUCCUUAUGUAUCGAUCUCAGAUAUUCUCAGGCUCCGGAGGAGUGAGCGAAUGCAUACCGGCCUUUGUGAUCUGCCUCCUCCUCUGUGGGCCCGGGCAGGAGGCGAGUUCUGUGAUUUGGCAUUGGUUGAGUAAGGAUGGGACUUCCUCCUGCUCUGAGGGCCUGGUGCGCUUCAAGGAAGAGAACAGUCCUCCUUCUGGAUGGGCAGUGCUGGAAAACACUUGACAUCAGAUUUCCUAGAAGUCUCUUAACAGUGAUUUUUUGUGACUUUGUUUUGCAUGAUUGGCUCAAAUGUGUGUGUGGGGGGGAUACCAUUUGCUCUGUUUCCCGGCCCUUUGUUAAACUCUAAGGUGCUGUUUCAAGAACACAAUGACUCUCCCUUUUUUCAGCCCAGAAUUAAAGCAUGGACUGUAAAAGGGGCUGUAGUAAACUUAGAACCUGGCCAGUCUGGUUCGGGAUUAGAUCAUUUCCAUCUGAGCACUACAGACAAGUUGACUUUGUUUUCACAGUUUUGUUUUUUGAGACUGGAUGUAUAACCAGAAAACCAAAAUCUUUAACCUAUUGGUUGCAAAUUACACAGAUAAGAGCAAAUGCGGGCUAUGCAGCUAGCAAGGUGAAGCGCAGUGAAGAAGAUCCAUCUGCUUCUGGGAAGGACAAGAGAGCAGAGGCCCCACCAAUGCUGCGGUCCCUUGGCAGGCCUUCCUGGGGCCUCAGCCCAUGGGAGGUCUCUUCAGAAACGUGACAGGGAGCCCAGGCUUGUUUGCAAGGCCACCAAGAUCGAGGUGUUGUCCCUCAGUGACCAAACAGAGCAAGCUGUAUGUAUUGCACAAAUUGAGUUUGUUUUUGAGGUGUUUCUCUUGAGUUAUGCCUGAUGAGCACGUUCUCUGUCCUGCUGGGACCAUGAGGCGAGGGGAGUGCAGCUUCAGCAAGGUCAGCGCUGACAGGAGCGUGUCUGCUGGUCCUGCAGACACAGCUGGUCAGAGACUGCCUCACAUGAGUACUGGCUGAUCAGGAGACACGUUCUUCAUCAAAAUCCUGUCCCACCAUGCUGUAACAACCGACUCUAGGUUCUGAAAACCAGCUCCAGCUUCUGUCAAUCCAAGCCCCUGACUGCGGUUUGCUGCCUUCCAGAAGCUAAAUGGAACCACCAAGGAGUUUGCCAAAGAUUUGCCCCCUGCGGCUGCCCGACUGCUCCUUACAGCCAGAAAAAUAACCAAAGUUCUCAAAUGCUGCCAUUUCACUCUGCAAACAGAAAGGCUUUGGAAGAUCCUGGUUGCAAGCUCUGUGAGGGUUGGACCUGCUCUGAGUAUUGGCAUUUUUGUGUUUACAGCGUGUCUGCAAUUCAGCUGGACCUCUGUGGAAUGUGUUCCUGAAAUUUUUAUGGGAGAAAUGUUAAAUGGCCAAGUGAACCUGCCUCUUUUUUUUUUUUUUUUACAGAGGUUCGAUACUAAUCAAUGUGACUGACUCUUGUUCUGUUACCUUUUCAGAUUUAUCCCAGUAGAUGGUGUCUGACAAGUCCAGCACAUUACAAUAUCAGCAGAGAGAAAAAAGUAACAUCUCCAUUCUUUUAGUUCAUCACUUUCAGCCAUGUAUAAUUAUAGUUUAAUUCAGAACUUUAUUUUUUCAUUAAAACUGUUUUAAUGAACCAUGCUUUUUUUUAAAAUGUGGAACAAAUGAA